AUAGUAUCACGACUUCCUCCUCCAUUUUACUAAUUAGGUAAAUAUUAUUAUGAUAUUAAAAGAAGCAUUGCUAGGGAUGGAAGAUGGGUUGAACCUCAUCAUCAGCGACUGAUUUGACUGCGGCCGCACAUCCCAUUAUAUAUAGUAUUAUAUAUAUACUCACUCCACUUGCCCUCAAAAAUCUCCUCUCCUUUUGUUUCUAUUCAAUACUCGGCCUCCUACUGCUUUUCUCUUUUGCAACUUGCUCUUGUUUACUUCUUCUUCAACAUUUAGCAUCUUUUACCCACUUCCAAUUGUCCAAGUCUUAAAACGGCAAAAGACCACCAGCUGCUGUUUUUCCAUUUUUGUUUACUUGUAAAUCCUGAUGAUGGCUAUAGUUCUACACUAGUACUCCGUGUUCUAAUUAAUUUUCUAUUUAGCUUCCCUACUCAUUUCAAUUCUUCAACCAGAGCCAGACUAUCUAUCUAAGGUUGUUUUUUCCGAUCCGCCAAAUACUGGACAACUUACUAGAUCCGAUUGAUUGAUUUAUAGAUUGACACUCAACUAUUGUUAGUGGAACCAUUUCUGUGGUUGCACUAUAUAUAAUUAAUCUGUUGCAAUUUAGAAUAGAUGGAUUUUAAUUAUAGUUUGGGAUUGAGCCGCGGUGAAUCUGACAGUGAUGCUGGUGCAAGUUCCGGAGGCGGAGCUCCAGGAACUUCUUCAAAUCGCCGGCCUAGAGGCCGUCCGCCUGGAUCUAAAAAUAAGCCCAAGCCUCCAAUAAUCGUGACCAGAGAUACGCCUAAUGCACUCCGAUCUCACGUGCUUGAAGUUUCAACGGAUGUUGAUAUCAUGGAAAGUAUCUCCAAUUACGCAAGGCGGAGAGGGAGAGGUGUUUGUAUUCUUAGUGGUAGCGGCACUGUUGCCAACGUCAACAUCCGUCAGCCUGCUUCCCCUGCUGCAACUGUAGUCACUCUUCACGGACGUUUCGAGAUACUUUCCCUCUCAGGUACGGUGCUUCCUCCGCCUGCACCGCCUGGCUCCAGUGGGAUCUCUAUAUUUUUGUCAGGUGGACAAGGACAAGUUGUUGGAGGAUCCGUUGUAGGGCCUUUGAUGGCAUCAGGUCCGGUCGUUUUAAUGGCUGCCUCUUUUGCUAAUGCUGUAUUUGAACGACUUCCGUUGGAGGAAGAGGAUGCUGCUGCUGCUAAUGCUAAUGCUAAUGCUAAUGCUUCUGGUGUUGGUGCCCCUACUACACAGGUACAGCCAGCUGCCUCACAGUCAUCAGGAGUAACCGGUGGUGGAGAGGCUGGAACUGGCGAAGGUGGAAAUAUGGCUUUUGGGAAUAAUAAUUACUCAUUCUCAGCUGAGUUGCUUGGAUGGGGUGGAAAUGCUGCAAAUGAAAGGCCCCCAUUUUAGUAUAUACAUUGCAUUGCAAGUUAGAGUGAUCAUGAGAGAACCAGAUGCAUGAUUUUCGUGAGUGUUAAUAAUUACUACCACUCAAUUAGCUUUCAUAUGAUUAUAAUACAUUUCAAAAUGUUUGGAUUAAAGAUAGAGUCGGUGGAGUAGCUGGUGCAGAAAAUAAUAGGAAUAUUUUGCAUAGCCAGUACACUACAUUUUUUUCAAUUCCACUAACGGUAUUGAAGCGAGAGGCAAUCAUAAUUUACUAUGAGGAAGAAAUUUGCAAUUCAAGGGCAAAGCAUUGUGAGUGAGUAGCUACCUUGCAUUUCAUGUCUUUAUAAAUAAAUAAAUAUAUAGUGUUUGUACAAGUACUAUAUAUCACACCUAACAAUGCUCAUCUUGAUUGUCUAAACUUCAUGUGAUUUUUUCAUGUAUCUAUUAUCACUUGGCUUAUUAAUUAGAAUAAUUUGUUUGGUGUAAUCUUAGAUUUACGUAUGUAAUGGUGCAAAUUACUAGUAUUAAAAGAUAAACUAGAGCUUUGAGGGUGAGUUUUCAGAUAUUGACCGAUCCCUUGUUUGGACUUGAACUUGAUCUUUUAUUGACAUACUGUCUUUCUCA
This is a messenger RNA of Solanum tuberosum (potato), 1992 nucleotides long. Its product is annotated as AT-hook motif nuclear-localized protein 27. NCBI's taxonomy places the organism in Eukaryota, Viridiplantae, Streptophyta, Magnoliopsida, Solanales, Solanaceae. The transcript is spliced from 2 exons. The record is from RefSeq and is a predicted model, not a curated record. Gene Ontology annotation, molecular function: minor groove of adenine-thymine-rich DNA binding; DNA-binding transcription factor activity. Bases 610 to 1392 code for a protein of 260 amino acids. Gene Ontology annotation, biological process: vegetative to reproductive phase transition of meristem. Gene Ontology annotation, cellular component: nucleus.